Molecule: messenger RNA, 2088 nt
Organism: Cyprinodon variegatus (sheepshead minnow)
Lineage: Eukaryota; Metazoa; Chordata; Actinopteri; Cyprinodontiformes; Cyprinodontidae
Gene: dnajc2
Product: DnaJ heat shock protein family (Hsp40) member C2
Exons: 16
Coding region: 169-2022 (617 amino acids)
Biological process (GO): regulation of translational fidelity; 'de novo' cotranslational protein folding
Cellular component (GO): cytosol
Molecular function (GO): ribosome binding; Hsp70 protein binding
Source: RefSeq, a predicted model, not a curated record
ACCACGGAGGGGUUUGAUCGGGAGACCUCGCAGUUUGUCCGCGGACUGCCUGGCAGCACCUGCACUUGGAGGCCCAUGUGGAGCGGCAUUGGCCGGGCUUGCGGACCUUAGCACCUUAACAUUUCAGCGUUUCUUCUUGUGAAUGUAGACUGCAGCCAUUGUUCAACCAUGCUGUUAGAGGCGACGGAGGGAGAGGAGACGGUUGUGUUUAAAGCGGCCGCCGCUUCUGUCCAGGUUCUGGUGGAGCCAGUGGGUCGAUGGUUUGAAGCCUACAUCAGGAGGAGAAACAGAAAUGUGUCAGCCUCCUUUCAAGAGCUGGAGGAUGAAGAGGAGUCCUCGGAGGAGUCGGAGGAUGAGGAGUUACAGCUGGAGGAACACCCAAUGCUCCGAACACUAGAUCCUAAAGACUGGAAGAAUCAAGAUCACUACGCUGUCCUCGGUCUCCCACAUUUGAGGUAUAAAGCCACACAGAAACAAAUCAAAGCAGCUCACAAAGCAAUUGUGUUGAAGCACCAUCCAGAUAAAAGGAAAGCGGCAGGAGAGCAGAUUGUCGAAGGAGAUAAUGACUACUUUACUUGUAUAACUAAAGCCAUUGAAAUCCUAUCAGACCCAGUGAAGAGAAGAGCCUUCGACAGCGUCGAUCCGACCUUUGACAAUAGCGUGCCUUCCAAAAGCGAAGGCAAAGAAAACUUUUUCGAGGUGUUUGCUCCUGUUUUUGAGAGAAAUGCUAGAUGGUCUUCAAAGAAGCACGGACCCUCCCUAGGAACCAUGGACUCAACUUUUGAAGAAGUGGACAAUUUUUACUCUUUUUGGUACAACUUUGACUCAUGGAGGGAAUUUUCCUACUUGGAUGAGGAGGAAAAGGAGAAGGCUGAAUGCCGAGAUGAGAGGAGAUGGAUUGAGAAGCAGAACCGAGCUUCCAGAGCUCAGAGGAAAAAGGAGGAGAUGAACAGGAUACGCACUCUAGUUGAUACGGCCUACAGUUGUGACCCUAGAAUAAAGAAAUUCAAAGAGGAGGAAAAAGCCAGGAAAGAAGCUGAGAAGAAAGCGAAAGCUGAAGCCAAGAGGAAAGAGCAGGAAGAGAAGGAGAGAGCCAAGCAGGCAGAGCUUGAGGUAGCACGUAUAGCAAAGGAGAAGGAGGAAGAGGAGGCCAGACAGGCUGCCUUACAGGCGAAGAAGGAGAAGGAGAUCCAGAAGAAAGCCAUGAAGAAGGAGAGGCAGAGACUCAGGACCACCUGCAAGAACUGGAAUUACUUUGCUGACAAUGAAGCUGAUAGUGUGAAGAUGAUGGAGGAAGUGGAGAAACUUUGCGAUCGUCUAGAACUGACAAGUCUGCAGUCUUUAAAUGAGAUCCUGGCCUCGGCGUCAAAAGAGGACAGCAAGGCAGCAGUGGAGAAGCAGGUAGAAGAAGUGAACGCCCAGCUGCAGAAGGAGAGGGAGGCUGAGGUUCAGGCCCGGCAGGCGGCCCGGAGCGCCGAGCAGGCCAGCGGAGGGGGCGGCGGAGGAAAAGGCUGGAAUGAGGAGGACCUCCAGCUGCUCAUCAAAGCGGUCAACCUGUUCCCUGCUGGAACCAACUCCAGGUGGGAAGUCAUUGCUAACUACAUGAACUUACACUCCAGUAGUGGGAUGAAGAGGACAGCCAAAGACGUAAUCAACAAAGCAAAGAAUCUUCAAAAACUUGAUCCACUGCAGAAAGAUGAGAUCAACAAGAAGGCCUAUGAGAAGUUCAAGAAGGAGCACACGUCUGUGCCGCCCUCCAUAGACAACGCCCUGCCCUCAGAGAGAUUUGAAGCCUCUGGAAGCGAUGGGAAUGCUGCUCCCUGGACCACGGAGGAACAGAAACUUCUAGAACAAGCCCUGAAGACCUACCCUGUCAGCACACCUGAGCGGUGGGAGAAAAUCGCUGCUGCCGUUCCUGGGCGGAGCAAGAAGGACUGUAUGAAAAGAUACAAGGAACUGGUGGAGAUGGUCAAAGCCAAGAAAGCUGCUCAGGAACAAGUGGCAGCCAAGAAUAAAAAAUGACACCAACCAUAAAUAAUGAUAGAAUCUGUGUUAUUUUAUGUUAUUGUGUUAUUCACUAUUUUAUAA